AUGGUAGCUGCGAACGGCCUUGCCAUACCCACGGGGGUCAACGGUAAUUCCGCAUCCACAUCUUCCCACUCGUUCUCCAAAUCACCUCCAUCACACAUGGAAUACACAUCAUCAGCUCCGUUUCCACCUCCAUCAUCGAAACACGAUGACAACGAGGAAAUCCCUUCUCAUUUAUACGAGAAAUUGCCUAGUCAUCUAUUGGAAGAUAAUGGGAAAGGUUUUAAAGUGCCUGACUACUUGAGGAUGAUAUUGAUGUCCAAAGUGUAUUCUGCUCCCCUUAAUCUGAAAGAGACUCCCUUGACUUUGGCAGUCAAUCUAUCUGCAAGACUUGGUAAUGAAAUAUGGCUCAAACGUGAAGACCUUCAACCUGUUUUCUCAUUCAAGAUUCGGGGAGCGUAUAAUAUGAUGGCUUGUUUGAGUGAAGAGGAGAAAAAGAAAGGUGUGGUAACAUGUAGUGCAGGUAACCACGCUCAAGGAGUAGCAUUAUCUAGUAACGCUCUGAACAUUCCAGCAAUAGUCGUUAUGCCUGUCUCUACACCAUCUAUCAAAUGGCGUAAUGUUCAACGCUUGGGAGCUAAAGUCGUAUUGCAUGGAAGAGAUUUCGAUGAAGCGAAGACUGAAUGUAGUCGACUAGAAAAAGAGAAGGGAUUGACAUUCAUUCCACCAUUUGAUGAUCCAUAUGUUGUGGCUGGACAAGGAACAAUAGCAAUGGAGAUUUGUCGUCAAGUCACGGAUGCAGAUAAGUUGUCAGGUAUAUUUGGUGCUGUCGGUGGAGGAGGUAUGAUAGCUGGUAUAUCAGCUUAUAUCAAGCGUGUGGCUGCACCAACAGUAAAAGUUAUAGGAGUAGAAACUGUCGAUGCGGAUGCUUUAGACAAGAGUCUGAAAAAAGGUAAAAGAGUUACAUUAGAUGAAGUUGGUCCAUUCGCAGAUGGAACUGCAGUGAGAAUAGUUGGAGAAGAACCUUUUAGAGUAUGCAAAGACAAUGUAGAUGGUGUUGUUCUGGUAAAUAAUGAUGAAAUCUGCGCAGCUAUCAAAGAUGUCUUCGAAGAAACACGUUCCGUCCCAGAACCAUCAGGGGCAUUAGCUUUAGCGGGUCUGAAAGCUUAUAUAUCGCGAAAUAACCUCGUCGGAGCAAAUAAACGAUUCGUAGCUGUCAUUUCUGGAGGUAACAUGAAUUUUGGCAGAUUGAGAUUCGUAGCUGAACGUGCGGAAAUUGGUGAAAGAAGAGAAGUUUUGGUUAGCAUUAAAGUAGCUGAAAAACCUGGAUCCUUCCUUAAAUUCCAUUCAUUACUCGGAGAAAGAGCGGUGACAGAAUUUACAUAUCGAUAUUCUUCUCAAGAAACCGGGUAUAUCAUCUGUUCAUUCAUCUUAUCGUGUGCAUCGUCAUCGGCAUCUGGACCAACGCAUGAAGCACGUCAAAAAGAGAUCAACGAAUUAUUCGAAAUGCUUAAGAAAGAAGGCAUCGAAGCUACCGAUUUGAGUGAAGAUGAAUUCUCGAAAUCACACGUGAGACAUCUAGUGGGAGGAAGGAGUGAUGUUGAAGAUGAACGUCUGUUCAGAUUUGAAUUCCCAGAACGACCCGGUGCAUUAGGUAAUUUCCUAAGAGGCAUGAAAUCAGAUUGGAAUAUCUCAAUGUUCCAUUACCGAAAUCAUGGCGCUGACGUUGGCAAAGUACUUAUCGGUGUACAAGUUCCCCGAGAUUCCUACGAUGGCUUUGGAGAAUUUUUAGAUGAUCUUGGAUAUGUUUACGUUGAGGAAACCCAAAACCCGGCUUACACUUCUCUGUUGAGGCAUCAAUGA
Molecule: messenger RNA, 1800 nt
Organism: Kwoniella shivajii
Lineage: Eukaryota; Fungi; Basidiomycota; Tremellomycetes; Tremellales; Cryptococcaceae
Product: threonine ammonia-lyase, biosynthetic
Exons: 9
Coding region: 1-1800 (599 amino acids)
Biological process (GO): L-serine catabolic process; L-threonine catabolic process
Molecular function (GO): threonine deaminase activity; pyridoxal phosphate binding; L-serine ammonia-lyase activity
Source: RefSeq, a predicted model, not a curated record